AUGCCGCUGCACGCGUCGCCAGGUUCACCGGUGACUGAUACCAGUCUCGUGCAGCCGUCCUCAUCCCCGCGUGACCCAUCUCGACCGCAGCCGCCGCCUGUGCGCGUGGAUGAGUUGAAGCAGGGAGCCAUCCGCGCAAUCAUCCGCGCGGAGGAGAAUUACCGCCAGGCGUUCCACGCGCUGCAGGAGGCGCAGGCGCGGCUGGAGAGCACGCGCAUGAUGGCCGCGGAGCUCAACGCCAUUCCGCCGCUUUCGCUGCCGCCGUCGCCGGCGCACUCGCCGCCCGCGUCGCCGUUGCGGUCGGCACCGCCGUCGCCGUCGCUGUCGCGGUCGCCCAGCGCGUCUCGACUGGACACCGUCGAAGCGACGUUGCUAGAUUUAGACGUACACCUGGACGCGAAUGGGUCUAGCGUGGAAAGCGCGGGGUUGGAGGGUGGUCUGGUGGGCGGCAUGGGUCGAGCGGCGGAGCCGGAGGUGGUGGUGGCGAUGAUGGACUCGCUGGCGGCGCAGAGAGAGCGCUCGCGGGAGUCGCUGCUGCUGGCGGAGCAGGUGCUGCGCGACCGCCUCGGUGAAGCGCACGUGCAGGUCAGUCGAUGCCCUUGCUUGUCCUGCGUCCGCUCUUGCCCCCUCCGCCGUUCCCACAUCCGCGCUUCCCCCACCCCUCCAUUUCCCCUCCACCCCCUUUUCCCUCCCAUUCUCCUCUCUUUGCUCUAUCCGGUCCCGUAUCGUGCUGCUCUGCACUCUUUAUCCGAAAUUCUCACCCGCCCACGCAUCGCCUUCUCCCUUCUUCCGCCCGGUUUUCCCUCACGCCCGUUUUCCCUUCUCGCCUGUUUCCCCUCCCUCCCGUUCCCUCUUCCGCCCGUUUUCCCCUCCCGCCCGUUCCCUCUUCCGCCCCUUUUCCCCUCCCGCCCGUUCCCUCUUCCGCCCGUUUUCCCCUCCCGCCCGUUCCCUCUCCCGCCCAGCCAAGUGAUCGACCACCACAUAGAGAUGAUGGACUGCGGCGGCCAGUACCACGUCGCGCACUGGCUCGUCGACAAGGUGCAAGAGAUCGCCUCCGCUUCCUCGUCCGCCGACUGGAGCACUGCUAACGCCGCGUGCAACGGCGCCAUCGGCGGCGCACCGGCCGGCGCCGGCGCCGUUGACGGCGGUGCUGCGGCGGCGGCGCCGCUCGCCGUGCCUGUGAACCUGGACCUGGCGGCGCAGGGUUACGACGACCACGCAGUGCGGUUCCUGCAGCACCUGCCGUACGAUCGAGUGCUCAAGAUCCGCACCAUCGCAUCUGACCCGCCUCUCGCGCUGCUGCCGUCGCCGGAUGCGCCCGACGCAGCGGAGAGCAGGGAAACGGUUACGCGGACGGCGGAUUCGUCGUCCACGUCGCCUGGCGAAAUCUCCGCCAGCUCGGCGAAAAAUUCUGCCGUUACUGCUGAGUCGGUGUCUGCGGUAUCAGCGGGCGAGCAGGAGGGAGCAGCGGAAACCAUGCCGUUGCGGAGUGCCGUGCAAAGCGGCCAGCAGAUCGCGUUUCAGGCGCCCUGGGCUAAUCUCCUGCCAGGAACCGUUGGCUGGUCACCGCCCGGUCUCCUCCCAGCUCCCGCUGCUGCUAACGAGCGCCAGCCCCGCGAGACCAGGAGUCGGCGCGCGCGGGUUUCAAAGCGCACUGCGCCUGCUGCGCCCCCCGCGGAUACUGUGGACGGCGGAGAGUCUUCCGCGGAGCCGGUCUGGCUACCCGCGUCGAGCUUCGAGCUGGCGGAAGCAGCAGCUGCACUGAGUCAGACAGGCGCGGGGUUAGCGGAGCCGGGGCCGGCGGUGGGGCAGUGGAAGCAGUGGGACCCGCUGGACCUGGCGUCGUCGUCGGCGUUCGUGAAGGAAUUUGGCGACGACGACGACGACGCGUACGACGCACGGCUGGUGAACAUGGCCAUGGCGGCGGCGGCGGACCGCGGGCAGGAGGAGAAGGAGCGGCAGGCGUGGAUGCGCAUGGAGCUGCUGCUGGUGUGCUGCGCGGCGCUGUACAUGGCGUGGCACUGCGACGCCGUGUCACUCGCGAAAGACGUGUACGUGCUCGCGCUCGGCUCCGGCUUCGCGUUCCUCGCGGCACAGUUCGUGGGGCUGCUGCCGCAGCGGUGCCGCCCGCAGCUGGGGGUAGCAGGGCUGGAAGGCACUGAGGGAAUCCAGGGAAUCCGCUGCCCUCUUCUCGUGCACAUGGCUGCGACGAGUGCGGGGCUGGGCUCGUCUGGUGAUACGCUGCCUGCUGCUGGCAGUGGGAUGACGCCGUCCGCUGUAGGGGGCGGGGCGGGGGAGGUGUGGCGGGAGGCAGGAGAAGGGGUGGUGCUGGAGGAGGCGCAACAGCAGCAACUGGACGCCAAACGCCAUCGAACAUGGGAAGCGGCCAUUGAGGUGAUUGGCCUGGUGUCAGCCCUGCUCGCCCUCUCAACCGUGCUGGCUCUCCUCAUCAAGUCCUUCCACCUCCUCCUUUCCUUCCUCACCUCCUCUCUCUCACACGGAGUGGCACGGGGAGUGCAAGUGCUGCUCACAUGGUUCUCUGCGUCGCAGCUCUCAGCCAUCGCUGCGUGGCCGGCGGCUGGCUGGAUGUCAACGACUGCAGCUCUUCCUUCCAGUAUUCUCAGUAGUGAUUUCGCUCUGCGAGGGGCCGUUCUGCCCCUGUCCCUCUCACUGACUUCGGCUGCUGCUCUCACUCUGCUGCUGCUGUUUCGUCCAGCCAAUGGCUCGUCUCAGCGUGCUUAA
Molecule: messenger RNA, 2742 nt
Organism: Closterium sp. Naga37s-1
Lineage: Eukaryota; Viridiplantae; Streptophyta; Zygnematophyceae; Desmidiales; Closteriaceae
Source: the annotation of a GenBank genome assembly